Messenger RNA from Diachasma alloeum, 396 nucleotides. RefSeq lists its product as uncharacterized. The transcript has 2 exons. The record is from RefSeq and is a predicted model, not a curated record. NCBI's taxonomy places the organism in Eukaryota, Metazoa, Arthropoda, Insecta, Hymenoptera, Braconidae. Bases 1 to 396 code for a protein of 131 amino acids.
AUGUUGGCCGAAGAACGAAGGUCAUUGUAUCAGCAGAGGAAAUCUGAGACACUAAGCCCAAUAGAGCUCAACACAGAAGAGAGACGAAAGAGUUUACAGCAAUGGCAGGAGAAGUGGGACAACUCGUCGAACGGAAGAUGGACUCAUCGACUGAUCCCACAGUGUCCAGUUUGCACCGAAGUCGACGAAGCCGCGGAGCAUAUGUUUUUGAGAUGCCCCCGCUUCAGCGAGAAGCGGCAUGUUUGGGAAUCUGACCUUCGAAGGGAGGUCUUACCUGAAACCAUGGUGGAAGCUAUGCUGUCAUCGCAGGCAGCCUGGGACACAACGAGUAACUUUGCGGCGGCAGUCAUUAAGGAACUCAGAAGGGAAGAACGUGAGCGCAAAGCUACAGCAUAA